Molecule: messenger RNA, 1531 nt
Organism: Rhizophagus irregularis DAOM 181602=DAOM 197198
Lineage: Eukaryota; Fungi; Glomeromycota; Glomeromycetes; Glomerales; Glomeraceae
Molecular function (GO): protein binding
Source: RefSeq, a predicted model, not a curated record
AGUAUUGUCUUUCUAUCAAUAACAUAGCGACAGCAUAAAAUUCAUCAAAUCGAUUAACUAUACGAAGCAAAUACCGAGGAUAUCGUUGAGCAUAAACCGAUAAAAUAUAUCUGACAGCUGGUUGAAUAAGCGCUCGCAACUUUUCUUGUGCUAAUAAUUCGAACAAAGAGGGCCGAUAUAUAUCGGCACCUGAGCUAAUAUCACUCAUAAAUUCCAUCGUAGGAAGGAAUAAAACUGUUAAAAUGGCAAUCACAUUUCGCUUUUUUUUUGAAAUUUAUUAAAUCAUGAAGUUAGGUUUAAUACACGGUUUAAUACCAAAUAUUCAAAAAAAAUCAACAAUUGAUUUUAGUUCUAAUCGCUCAUAUAUUUUUGAUAUAGCGUUAAAUAAUUCAUUUUGUGUGGUAUCGGGUUCAAACCAUGAAUUAAACUCAUAUAAUUACAAUAAUAAUUCUCUUAUAUUUAAUGGAAAAUUAUCUUAUCAUAAUGAUACUAUAACAAAUUUGAAAAUACACAAGGACCAUUUUUUAAUGUCAAGUUCAAAGGAUGGCCGUAUUGCUAUUUGGGAUCUGAGAACAUCGAAUCGAGACCCUUCACAAAUUUUAAUGGCGAAGAAUCGAAAACCUUUACUUUCAUUUGAUAUCAACAUAUCUGAUACCCUUUUAGCGGCAGGUACCGAACUCGUUGCAAAAGAUGCUAGCAUUUUAUUUUGGGACUUGAGAAAUCCGUCAUCAGUAUACGCUGAAUUUAUUGAAUCACAUAAUGAUGAUAUUACGCAAGCUAAAUUUCACCCAAUAAGUCCAACUCAGCUAAUUACAGGUUCAGUUGAUGGGUUGAUAUGUAAUUUUAAUUUAAAUAGCUUUAAAGAAGAUAAAGAUCUGGUUGGCGUAAUAAAUUCUGGAUCAUCAAUCAAUCGAGCCGGAUAUUUUGGAAAUGCCGAAUAUGUUUAUUGUCUGACACAUAAUGAAACAUUUAGUUUGUGGGGUGCCCCCGAAGCAGAUCUAUUAUGUGAUUUUGGAGAUAUACGGCAAAAUUCCGAUCAAAGUCUUGUUCGGAUCGAUUAUGCUAUCGAUUGUCAAUUCGAUUUAUCCACCGGUAGAUUAUAUCUCUUUACCGGAUCUAACACCGGAGAUAUCAGUAUGAUACACGUAAAUGCUAAUGAGCUACAAUUAUGCCAAACUUUUAAUGGAGCUCACUCAGAAAUAGUUCGAAGCAUCUGUUGGAAUCCACAGACAAAUAUUUUUCUGACGGGCGGCGAGGAUUCGAAGCUGUGUUUAUGGGGACCAUAAGUAAGUAUUAAUAUAACUCUAUUAAAUAUGUAAAUAUUGGUAAAUUUCAAAUAUUUGAUCAACCGGAAUGGGUUAUAUUAAAUUUAUGUAAGUCCUUGAUACAUUGAAGACCUUUUCAGAAAAGAAUUAAUCGUGUGAUUUGUGUAAAAAAGAGUGAAUGGAAAUAAUGGCGCAAGAAAUGUAUGGCACAAAGCUUCAGUCGGAGAAAGUCUCUUGGAAGAGUCAUAAUUGAAAAUUUCAUCAAC